GCCAGUGGGCAGGCGCGCGGGCGGCCGGGCCGGGACGCGCUCUGCGGCGGGGCAGCCCACGGGCCGAGCGAGCAUGCGGGGGGACCGGGCGGCCGGGCGGCCGGCGCUGCCGUCGCCACCUCUGCUGCUGCUGCUGCUGUCGCGGGUCGCGGCGCUGCACCCGGGCGAGCUCUUCCCCCACGGGGAGUUGUUGGGGGACCAGCUCCUGCUGGAAGGCGACGACGAAAGCUCAGCCGCGGUGCAGUUGGCGAUUCCCUUGCGCUUCUACGAAGCCCAGUUCAGCACCCUCUACGUGGGCACCAACGGCAUCAUCUCCACCCAGGACUUCCCCAGGGAGACUCAGUAUGUGGACGACGAUUUCCCCACAGACUUCCCAGCCAUCGCCCCCUUCCUGGCCGACAUCGACACGAGCCACGGCAGGGGCCGGGUCCUGUACCGCGAGGACACCUCCCUGCCAGUGCUGGGCCUGGCCGCCCGCUAUGUGCGCGCAGGCUUCCCGCGCUCCGCCGCGCGCUUCACCCCCACCCACGUCUUCCUGGCCACCUGGGAGCAGGUGGGCGCCUAUGAGGAGGUCACACGAGGGGCGGAGCCCUCGGGGGAGCUGAACACUUUCCAGGCAGUUUUGGCGUCUGAUGGGUCUGAUACCUACGCCCUCUUUCUUUAUCCUGCCGAUGGCCUUCAGUUCUUUGGAACACGCCCCAAGGAGUCUUACAACGUGCAGCUCCAGCUGCCAGCUCGGGUGGGCUUCUGCCGAGGGGAGGCUGAUGACCUGAAGAGAGAAGGACCGUAUUUCAGCUUGACCAGCACUGAACAGUCUGUGAAAAAUCUCUACCAACUAAGCAACCUGGGCAUCCCUGGAGUGUGGGCUUUCCAUAUUGGCAGCACCUCCCCACUGGAUAAUGUCAAGCCAGCAACAGCUGGAGGAGAACUUUCCACUGCCCACUCUUCGGCUCCCUUGGAGCCUUCCUUCAGCCAAGCUGCAGCCCUAGAGAGGGACUACACUGAGGACAACUUGGAUUAUUAUGAUGAGAAUGAAGAGGAAGUGGAAUACCCGCCGAGUGAGCCAGAGGAGGCAUCCAACAGCCACAGCAGCAUCCAUGUUGCCCUCCACCCAGAAGCUGACUCGGAGCCUGUAGGAGGUGGGAUCUCCCCUCCACAGUCUGCCCUGGCCUCCCCUCCACCAUACCCAACACCUAGUUCUUGGCCACUCUACCCUGAAACAGAACCUGCCACCUUGGACCCUCAAACCAAAGAGGGGGCAUCUUUGGAGGAAGUAGAGGCCCCCAGUUUAAAAGUUGAGUCUCCAGACCAGACAGGGACCAGAAACCAGGCUCCACCAGAGGUGGAUGGAGAAUCACUGGCUCCUUCCUGGGGGGCCCCACCACCCCACCCUGGAAAUAGAAGCAUCCAGCCCCACCCAGGUGAAGCGGCGGUGCCUUCAGAAAGGGAUGUUCCUCCAGCCCAUCCUGAAGGAGAAGUUGUUCUUCCAAAUUACCCUGUGCUGGCUCACAUUCCACCCCUGAGUCGAGGGACGUAUGUAGUAGGAGUGGAAGAUGACAUCGGUUCCAACACCCAGGUCUUCACCUAUAAUGCUGCCAACAAGGAAACCUGCGAACACAACCACGGACAGUGCUCCCGGCAUGCCUUCUGCACGGACUACGCCACCGGCUUUUGCUGCCACUGCCAGUCCAGCUUCUACGGCAACGGGAAGCACUGUCUGCCGGAAGGGGUACCCCAUCGAGUCAAUGGGAAAGUGAGUGGCCACCUCCGUGUGGGCCACAUGACCACUGUGCGCUUCACCGACAUGGACCUGCACGCCUAUGUCGUGGGCAACGAUGGCAGGGCCUACACGGCCAUCAGCCACAUCCCGCAGCCCGCGGCCCAGGCCCUUCUGCCCCUCACUCCAAUCGGAGGCCUGUUUGGCUGGCUCUUCGCUUUAGAAAAACCAGGCUCUGAGAACGGCUUCAGCCUCACAGGUGCUACCUUUAUCCAUGAUAUGGAAGUUACUUUUUACCCAGGAGAGGAGAGGGUUCAUAUCACUCAAACUGCUGAGGGACUUGACCCAGAGAACUAUCUGAGCAUUAAGACCAACAUUCAAGGGCAGGUGCCUUACAUCCCAGCAAAUUUCACGGCCCACGUUUCUCCCUACAAGGAGCUUUACCAUUACUCAGACUCAGCCGUGACCUCCACAAGUUCCAGAGACUACUCUCUCACUUUUGGUGCAAUCAACCAAACACGGUCCUACCGCGUGCAGCAGAACAUCACUUACCAGGUGUGCAGACACACCCCCAGACACCCGGCCAGCCCCACCACCCAGCAGCUGAACGUGGACCGGGUUUUCGCCUUGUACAGUGAUGAAGAAAGAGUACUUAGAUUUGCUGUGACCAAUCAAGUUGGCCCCGUUGAAGAGGACUCGGACCCCGCUCCAGUGAAUCCUUGCUAUGAUGGGAGCCACACGUGUGACACAACAGCCCGGUGCCAUCCAGGGACAGGUGUAGAUUACACCUGCGAGUGCGCAUCGGGAUACCAGGGAGAUGGGCGGAGUUGUGUGGAUGUAAAUGAAUGUGCAACUGGCUUCCACCGCUGUGGCCCCAACUCUGUGUGUAUCAACUUGUCUGGGAGCUACAGGUGUGAGUGCCGGAGCGGGUAUGAGUUUGCAGAUGACCAGCACACUUGCAUCUUGAUCGCCCCGCCUCCCAACCCCUGCGAGCACGGCAGCCACACCUGCGCGCCUGCUGGGCAGGCCCGGUGCAUUCCCCACGGGGACGGCACGUUCAGCUGCGCCUGCCUGCCUGGCUACACCGGCAAUGGGCACCAGUGCUCCGAUGUUGAUGAAUGCACGGAAAACAGAUGUCACCCCUCAGCUACCUGCUACAAUACCCCUGGUUCCUUCUCCUGCCACUGCCAACCUGGAUAUCACGGGGAUGGAUUUCAGUGCACACCUGACUCUACCUCGGGCCUGAAACCCUGUGAACACCAGCAGCGCUAUGCCCGAGCACAGCACGCCCACCCUGGGGCCCGGCUCCACGUCCCCCAGUGCGAUGAGCAGGGCAACUUCCUGCCACUGCAGUGUCAUGGCAGCACUGGCUUCUGCUGGUGUGUGGACCAUGAUGGUCAUGAAGUCCCUGGGACCCGGACUCCACCGGGCUCUACCCCGCCUCACUGUGGACCACCACCAGAGCCCACCCAGAGGCCCCGGACCGUCUGUGAGCGCUGGAGGGAAAACCUGCUGGAGCACUACGGCGGCUCGCCCAGGGACGACCAGUACGUGCCCCAGUGCGACGACCUGGGCCACUUCACCCCCCUGCAGUGCCACGGCAAGAGUGACUUCUGCUGGUGUGUGGACAAAGACGGCAGAGAGGUGCAGGGCACCCGCUCCCAGCCAGGCACCACCCCCGCGUGUAUACCCACGGUCGCUCCGCCCACCGUCCGGCCCACGCCCCGGCCUGACGUGACGCCUCCGGCCGUGGGCACCUUCCUGCUGUAUGCCCAGGGCCAGCAGAUCGGCCACUUGCCCCUCAACGGCACCAGGCUUCAGAAGGACGCAGCCAAGACCCUGCUGUCGCUGCAUGGCUCCAUAGUCAUUGGAAUCGAUUACGACUGCCGGGAGAGGAUGGUGUACUGGACAGAUGUUGCCGGGCGGACAAUCAGCCGUGCCAGUCUGGAACCGGGAGCAGAGCCUGAGACAAUUGUUAAUUCAGGUCUGAUAAGCCCCGAAGGACUUGCCAUCGACCACUUCCGCAGAACGAUGUACUGGACAGACAGUGGCCUGGAUAAGAUAGAGAGGACUCGGCUGGAUGGCUCUGAGCGCAAGGUCCUCUUCCACACAGAGCUGGUGAAUCCCCGCGCCAUCGCUGUGGAUCCAAUCGGAGGCAACUUGUACUGGACAGACUGGAAUAGAGAAGCUCCUAAAAUUGAAACAUCUUCUUUAGAUGGAGAAAACAGAAGAAUUCUGAUCAAUAAAGACAUUGGAUUACCCAAUGGUUUAACCUUUGACCCCUUCUCCAAACUGCUCUGCUGGGCAGAUGCAGGAACCAAAAAACUGGAGUGCACACUACCUGAUGGAACUGGACGGCGUGUCAUUCAAAAUAACCUCAACUACCCCUUCAGCAUUGUUAGCUAUGCAGAUCACUUCUACCACACGGACUGGAGGAGGGACGGUGUUAUAUCAGUAAAUAAAGACAGUGGUCAGUUUACUGAUGAGUAUCUCCCAGAGCAGCGAUCUCAUCUCUACGGGAUAACUGCAGUCUACCCCUACUGCCCCACAGGAAGAAAGUAAACAGGACCAUGUUAAAGGUGGACUUGGAGUUUACAAUCAGAACCUGGACCCUAAAGAACAUGUACUGCAAACAAAGGUGAAGAAAGUGGAAAAGGAAUUGGCCAUGAGAAGUUCUGGGACCUACAAGAUGAACAUUUUUAGUGCAAAAAGACUAAGUAUAUUUUGUGAAAAGUUUAUACCUCAAUCUUUACUACUGUAAGUUUUAAAAAGGUAAUAGAAUUUUAAUUGUUGCUUAUUAAAGCAACUUUUUGUAAACACUUAUAUUUAAAAGGUCAAAUUCAACUAAGAAUGAGAGUUUAAGACGCUAAAUCUGAUUUUUGCUAUAGAUUCUUUCUGGCCAAGAAAUUAAAACAUGUGAGAGUAUAAAAAUAUACAAUCCUAAGGAUCAUAAACUUUGAUAUACAGAAGCCAAUGCAGAACUGAUGGGAAAUGACCAGUUUAUAGUUUCCCAACAAAAGGUCUAACUUUUUUUUUUUACCUCUGCAUCAGUGCAUUUCUAUUUAUAUCAAAAGGUGCUAGAAUGAUUCAAUCUAUUUUCUCAUCCUUGUAAGUGCCUCUAUAGAAGCACCCACAGAAAACACUACAUUAAUAAAUACCAAAGACGUAACAGUUCUCAAAUUUUCUAUGUUAUUCCAAUAAAAUAUUUUAAGUUUU
This is a messenger RNA of Microcebus murinus (gray mouse lemur), 4933 nucleotides long. It is a transcript of the gene NID2, whose product is annotated as nidogen 2. NCBI's taxonomy places the organism in Eukaryota, Metazoa, Chordata, Mammalia, Primates, Cheirogaleidae. Gene Ontology annotation, biological process: cell-matrix adhesion; canonical Wnt signaling pathway. Gene Ontology annotation, molecular function: Wnt-protein binding; Wnt receptor activity; calcium ion binding. Gene Ontology annotation, cellular component: plasma membrane. The record is from RefSeq and is a predicted model, not a curated record.